AUGGCUGAGUACAUAGAGACUGAUCAAUGUGUUAGUGCAUGUGGGGUUGAUAGGAACUCUGUUGGAAUAUCAUCUGAUGCCUUGCUUGAGCCACAAUUCACUACCAAGCUUUGCUCUCCAUCUUGCUACCGGAACUGCCCCAACAUUGUCGAUCUUUACUUCAAUUUGGCCGCCGGAGAAGGAGUGUUUUUGCCAGAUCUAUGUGAUAAAGUGAAGACCAACCCUCACCGGGCCAUGAUCGAGCUCGUGAGUAAUGGUGCUGCCCCUGGUCCUAUUUCUAGUGAAUUAUCCUCUGAUUUCAGUGCCUCUGCCUCUGCCCCUGCCCCUGCCCCUGCUUCUUUCUAAUGAAGUUGAUUGAUCAACUGGUUCUUUGCUAUUCGAGUUGUUUGAUCAACUGAAGAAUCACUUUUUCUAUGAAACUAUUGUGAGACAAAGAAGAAAUAAAUAGGAAAAUUGAGAGAGAAGAGGGAGUUUGAUUUCAUUAUUUUCUAUGGGGUUUGUCGAUAAUUCAUCUUAUGUAAUUAAAUGAGAUUCUAUUGAACAUUAUUUUCGAUGGGGUUUGUAGAUUCUAUUGAUUCU
This is a messenger RNA of Ilex paraguariensis (yerba mate), 579 nucleotides long. The record is from the annotation of a GenBank genome assembly. NCBI's taxonomy places the organism in Eukaryota, Viridiplantae, Streptophyta, Magnoliopsida, Aquifoliales, Aquifoliaceae.